AUGCAUUUUCAAUCUCUUUAUGGCAGAAAAUGUAGAUCUCUGUUUGGAUUGAUUGAGGUUGGUGAGUCCUUAAUCCUUGGUCCCGAGAUUAUCUAUGAGGCUAUAAAGAUAGUUCGAAUCUUAAUAGAUAGAUUGAAGGUAGCCUAUAGUAUGCAAAAAUCUUAUGCUGAUAAUAGAAGAAGAGACCUUGAGUUUGAAAUUGGUGAUCAUGUGUACUUGAAGAUUUCAUCUAUGAAAGGGGUGAUGAGAUACGGUAGAAAGGGGAAUUUAAGUCCCUGGUAUAUUGUUCCUUAUGAGGUUAUACAACAGGUUGGAAAGAUUUCUGAUGAAAUAAAACUACCUAGUGAACUAGCUUCGGUUCAACCGGUGUUUCACGUUUCUAUGCUCAAGAUAUACCUAGGUGACCCGGUGUCUGUUCUAGUUAUGGAAGAUUUAGGGGUGGAUGAGAAAUUCUUCGAUGAAGAGGUUCCACUAGAUAUCCUAGAUCGCCAAGUAAAGAAGUUGAGGAACAAGGAGGUUGCCUCUAUAAGGGUUCUAUGGAGGAACCAUCUUGUCGAGGGUGCAACUUGGGAGGCUGAAGCCAACAUGAAGUUCCACUACCCUCCUCUUUUUAUUCCUUCAGGUUAG
Solanum lycopersicum (tomato) is the source of this 627-nucleotide messenger RNA. Lineage: Eukaryota; Viridiplantae; Streptophyta; Magnoliopsida; Solanales; Solanaceae. The record is from RefSeq and is a predicted model, not a curated record.